Messenger RNA from Mesorhabditis spiculigera, 603 nucleotides. The record is from the annotation of a GenBank genome assembly. NCBI's taxonomy places the organism in Eukaryota, Metazoa, Nematoda, Chromadorea, Rhabditida, Rhabditidae.
AUGGCAGCCGCUGCAACAAAAGCUACUGCGGCUCAGAAGGAUUGGGCAGCAAGGCCAUAUACCGAACGAGCCGCCGUUCUACGCCGCGCCGGUCAACUGUUCGAGCAGUACGCCGACGAAAUCGGCGAAUGGGUAAUCCGCGAGGCCGGCAGCAUCCGGCCAAGGCCGGGCUGGAAACCCCAUACCGCUGCCGAAGAGUGCUACAACGCAGCAGCUUUGGCCGCACCCUGUCGGAGAGGUUCUGCGCUCGGAGCAACCUCGGCUGAGCUUCCUCGUCGCGUACCCGUCGGAACCGUCGGCGUCAUCGCGCCGUUCAACUUCCCCAUCAUUUUGUCGAUCCGUGCAGUCGCUCCCGCACUGGCGCUGGGCAAUUCGGUGAUCCUCAAGCCUGACCGCGCACGGCGAUCUGCGGCGGUGUGGUUCUCGCUCGCAUCUUCGAAGAAGCAGGCGCCCGCCGGGUGUUCAGCAUGCUGCCGGGCGGCGCUGACGCCGGUGAGGCAAUCGUGGUUCAUCCGAGCGUUCGCGUCAUCGCAUUCACCGGGUCGACCCGAGCUGGACGCGGGUCGGCGAACUGGCGGGCCGCUAUCUCAAGCGCGCUCAUCU